AAAAUGAAAAGUUGAGGGACCAAAAUGGUACUUAAACCAAAAAAAAAACAAAAACAAAAUGGCACGCCAAAUUGUGCUUCUUGUUCUCCUGCUCGUCUUUGUUGGCAUGGUCAUUGCCACCGCUGAUAAUGCCGCCGUGAAUGUCCAUGAUAUCAUUGGAAACACUGAUGAUGAUGAUGCUGCUACUCCUAGUGCCAACGAUGGUGCUGCACCAGGUGCCAGCGGUUCUGCUAUUGAGGCACCGAUUGGCAGUGCUGAGAAAGCUAAAGCUCACGUAGGUGAGUACGCCCAGCCUCUAAACCAUGGCGGUGCAAAUGCCCUUGAGAUCUCUGCUGUUGCUGUUGUUGGAGCCGCUGCUGUGGUCAGCUACUUUGUCCUGUAAACUGGUUGCAUGCAUGGAGUCAAGGUUGCUCUGGUGCAGCCUUGAAAAAAAUGUUUUUUUGGGAAUUUGUUAACUUAAUUGUUGAUUGCAUUUUGCUCCUUUUUGUUUUUUUUUUUUUUUGAAAAUUUAAUUCUGGUUUGAACAUUGUGCAUGAUUAUUUUGUGCUGAAUAAGGCAGAAAAAAAAAAAGAAUUAAUCUU
Molecule: messenger RNA, 581 nt
Organism: Rubroshorea leprosula
Lineage: Eukaryota; Viridiplantae; Streptophyta; Magnoliopsida; Malvales; Dipterocarpaceae
Source: the annotation of a GenBank genome assembly